AUGCCGGUGUGGCUGCGGGAGUACAGCUGGCGGCAGACUGGCUCCGUCGUCUAUCUCUCGCUGCCGUUGCGCGGCCUUCGGGUCAGCCCCGCCAACAUCUUCUGCACUGAUCAGUACCUGAAGGUAAGCGUCCCUCCUUUCUUAUUUGAAGCUUUUUUAUAUGCUUCUGUUGAUGACACAAAUAGCACUGCAAAGAUUGGAAAUGGAAUCAUUUUCUUCACUUUGUAUAAAAAAGAAGUGGCCAUGUGGGAUUCCCUAACUCUAGCAAAUGCAAGCAAGGAGAAACUGCAAUAUCUAAGACAGAAUGCUGUUCUAAAAGCCCAGAAAAAGGCAAAAGAGGAGACAGAAGCAAAAAAAGUUACAAAACAGGAACACAAAAAAUAUGCUUUGGAGGCCACAAUGAAGCUAGAAGAAGCAGAAAGAAAAAGAAUUGAAGAUCUGAAAGAAAAGGAGAGGCAGAAGGUCACUAAGGAGUUGGAGUUGUGGAAAAAACAGCAAAAAGAAGCUGAGAAGCAGAAUAGAGUCCAAAAAGAAGGGAAACUACAUCAAGAAGUACAACAGUUUAAUGAGAAGAAAAAUGGCAAAACGAACACAUCCAGGAUUCCUAAUGAGGGAACUUCUAACACCAGACUCAAACCUACUAAAGGUCAUGGUUCCUAUAGUAUGUUUUCAGAAAAUUUAAAGGAUGAACAAUUACCAGCUCCUCGAUCUGCUGCUACAAUUAAAACCAACUUUACAUCACGAGUUUUUCCUACACCUCUGCGAGAAUCUCGCAUUGCAGAAGAGGAGGAAUGGCUACAUAAACAAGCAGAAGCUCGAAGAACAGUAAAUGCUGAUUUGUCUGAGCUGGAAGACUUAAAAGAAGAGGAGAAGAAUCCAGACUGGUUAAAAGACAAAGGAAACAAAAUGUUUGCAACAGGAAACUACCUUGCAGCUGUAAACGCAUAUAACCUCGCAAUACGGCUGAACAAUAAGCUUCCCCUACUGUAUCUGAAUCGUGCUGCUUGCCAUCUUAAACUGAGAAAUUUACAUAAAGCUAUUGAAGAUUCCUCUAAGGCACUAGAACUGCUGACACCGCCUGUUUCUGAUAACAAGAGUGCUCGAGUAAAAGCGUAUGUGAGACGGGGAACAGCAUUUUGUCAGCUGGAAUUAUAUACUGAAGGUCUCCAGGAUUAUGAAGCAGCUCUCAAGAUUGAUCCUAAAAAUGAAGCAAUAGGAAAAGAUGCUGAGAAGAUUCGAUGCCUAAUUCAAGGAACAACACAAGAUUCUUAA
Molecule: messenger RNA, 1272 nt
Organism: Indicator indicator
Lineage: Eukaryota; Metazoa; Chordata; Aves; Piciformes; Indicatoridae
Gene: DNAAF4
Product: dynein axonemal assembly factor 4
Exons: 9
Coding region: 1-1272 (423 amino acids)
Biological process (GO): cilium movement; outer dynein arm assembly; inner dynein arm assembly
Molecular function (GO): nuclear estrogen receptor binding
Source: RefSeq, a predicted model, not a curated record